Molecule: messenger RNA, 4287 nt
Organism: Aspergillus wentii DTO 134E9
Lineage: Eukaryota; Fungi; Ascomycota; Eurotiomycetes; Eurotiales; Aspergillaceae
Product: Arf family guanine nucleotide exchange factor SYT1
Exons: 3
Coding region: 1-4287 (1428 amino acids)
Biological process (GO): regulation of ARF protein signal transduction
Molecular function (GO): guanyl-nucleotide exchange factor activity
Source: RefSeq, a predicted model, not a curated record
AUGUAUUGGAAAGGGUUGCGGAUUGGCACCGAGUCCAAGAGGCAGAGCUUCAUCGAUCCCCAAUCCCAAUCCCGUCAUAGUGAGCAACUGCCUCGUACAACCCUCUCAACCACCCAGCUUGCUACUCGACACUCAGAGUCUGCUCCUCGUUCUCCUCCUCUGACCGGACCAGAUGAUGAUGGCGACAAAGGCGACGAUGCUAAUGGUGCGCGGCUCGCGGUGUCAGAACUCCGCACGGACAACAACAACCAUGCAUCCAAGACAGACACCUCUGGCCCCUCGUUAGCCCCCAGCGAGGCCCCGAAUUUGCGCAGGAACCGAUUCAGUUUUAUGAGACUCCGGUACGCAUCGGAUCCACAGCUGUCCAAGUCCUAUGCCAAGGGCGAAGAGAAAGUUCCUCCGGUCCCCUCCUUACCUCCCCCAACAAUCAUCACAACCGCACCUACAAGCCAUGAGCUUGACCAGCCUGCCAAGCGAAAGAGCAAGUUCAACUUAUUUCCCGGCCCUAAGAAAUCUUCCGUCGAGGAUUUAUCCGCGAGUAUGCACGGUCGGCCUCAAGACCGAACCGCAAAACCUCAGCACGGCGCCCAGGGCUCGACAGACUCCCAGACCGUUGAUCCCUCCCUUGCUACGAAUCGAGGGAGUGGUGAUGACCCCGGGCGCCUGUCAACCACGUCGAUGCAAAGCAGUGGCCGAGAACCCCACAACGAUUCCCAUCGCUCAUCUGUGACGGACGCGCGGUUCUCCGAAUCCUCACGAUCAGACCAGAGCUUGGGAGAGCAUGGUAUCCAGCGUACAUUUUCUCCCAACGAAGGCUCGACUUCCAGCAGUAAACGAUUUCGCAUGCCGCGUUUGAAAAGGAACCGCGCUCCUCUAUUCCCCUUACCACCGAAACCAACUGGUGCGCAAUCAGCGAACGGCCGUCGCCCAACAUUGCCCAAAACCACCACAGGCGACUCAAACCCAAAGUCGGAUAUCUCAGAUGAACAAGAACAGGAUCAUGUGUCUCCUUUGCCAUCACCAUCUCGCUCCUCGGCGGUCCUCUCUUCAUCUCCCGGCCAACCAUUGUUCAGGAAUGAUUCGGCAACCUCUGCCCGCUCAGUCAACUCAACCGCGUCGAAUCGCAACCGGGCACCUCAACCGGGACGAGAGAGAGCUUCUACAAUGGAUUCUUUGCCUGACAUUCAGGAUGGGCACCGGCCAAACAACUUGGUCUCAUCGGGACGCACAUCGACGUCGACCAGCGGACGCAAAAGCUUUGGUGAUAUCUUCAGCAUCCCGCAGCGUUUGAGACAAAAUUCAGAACCAGUUUCUCGGAUUGGAUCUCCAGGCGCAGGUGGCCCAGGGGGCCUGCCCAAAGCAGGAUCCUCGCUUUCUCGCACUGUUUCCUCACAUCCGGAGCGCGAAGAGAAUGAUACUCCUGCCUCGUACUUAGCUCGACUAGAGCAAAGUAUACCAAGAGGCGCUAUCGCAGGUGUACUUUCCCAGUCGCCUGAUGAAUUCUACAAAACAGGACUGCGAAAGUACAUGAGAGGAUUCGCCUUCUUUUGUGACCCCAUCGAUAUGGCCAUUCGGAAACUUUUGAUGGAGGUGGAAUUGCCAAAGGAGACACAGCAGAUUGACCGGUUUAUACAGGCCUUCGCGGACAGGUAUCACGAAUGCAACCCGGGGAUCUUCGCUUCGACAGACCAAGCGUACUUCAUUGCGUUCUCAAUACUCAUCCUACACACCGACGUCUUCAAUAAAAACAACAAGCGCAAAAUGCAAAAGCCUGACUAUGUCAAGAAUACUAGCGGCGAAGGCAUAUCUAAUGAAAUCUUGGAGUGCUUUUAUGAAAAUAUCUCUUACACCCCUUUCAUCCACAUUGAAGACGCAAAUACUAACGGACGCCAUCUCGCGAAACCCCGGCGCAUGCUUUUCAAGACCGCCAGCUCGGAGCACUUAUCUCGCGCUUCUAGAGAGCCAGUGGACCCAUAUACACUCAUUCUCGACGGCAAGCUCGACUCUCUUCGACCAAGUCUUAAGGAUGUGAUGGAGCUGGAAGACACGUAUAGCUGUACUGGAACCGCAGGACACCCUGACAUGGAUAGUCUUCAUAGAGCAUUUGCCAAAUCUGGUAUAAUACAAAUUGUGUCUCCUCGCUCGCGACCAGAUGCAUUCAUGCCAUCAAGCAUUGACAACCCAGCCGAUUCGAACCCUGGGCUUGUGGACAUAAAGGUAGCCAAGGUCGGGUUACUUUGGCGAAAGGACCCCAAGAAAAAGAGGGGCCGUUCUCCAUGGCAAGAAUGGGGUGCCUUGCUCACCUUUUCGCAGCUAUACUUCUUCAGGGACGUCAAUUGGGUGAAGUCGUUGAUGUCUCAGUACGACUCCGAGCAGAACGAAGGCAGCCGUCGGCCUGUUAUUUUUAAACCACCUGUUACCGAUUUCAAGCCGGAUGGACUCAUGUCAACAGAUGAUGCAGUGGCCUUGCUGGAUUCGAACUACAAGAAGCACAAGCACGCCUUCGUUUUUGUUCGACACAACUCUCUGGAGGAGGUCUUUCUUGCCAAUACCGAGGAGGAUAUGAAUGACUGGCUCGCGAAACUAAACUAUGCUUCAGCCUUCCGCACAACGGGUGUUAGAACGAAGGGGAUGAUCACUAAUUACGAGGCCGAGCGGGAUCGCAUGGGUCGCAUGAGCACUGUGCUGUCGAAUAAUGAUAUUGGUCCUGCAGACAAGGAACCGCCUUCACCAAUUAUCCCUGACACCGAAAUCGCCGAGGAAUUGGUCACAGCCCGCCGACAACUUAUGGCCCAGAGGGUCCGCGAGGCCAACGAAAAGCUCUUUGUGGGCCAAAGGCAGCUCGAUGAUCUCCUGCGGAACGCUCGACACCUGCAGGUCCUGACGCCCGUUCAUUCUAGGGCAAGAGAGCAGGUCAUCAUGGCUGCAGGCCGCAUGUCGGCGAAAUUGAAAUGGGUGAGACAGGAUAUCUGGCGCACCAAAUGCCAUCGCGAAGUUCUUGUUCGCGACUUGGGUGAAGAUGUAGACAAGGUGGAGGCGGAACCAUUUGCCGACCAACAAUCUCUUCAGUUACAGAUCCCUACAACCGACCCAUCCAUUUCCGAAACUGGAACUAUAGAUCGGGCUCAAAGCGUCAAACAAACCUCUCCAACUAAGGACGCCCUACCAUCCUCACCAGAGAAGGCUAUGUCUGACAAUCCUUCUUCGCCUCAAUCCGCCGUUGGCGAUAUCCGAAGGCCAAGUAUCCCAAUAUCUGUCACAUCUUCCGAAUUUGCCCACCCCGGCAGACGACUCUCUGUGAACCAAAUGAAGGAGCGUGCCAAGUCACACUCGCCCGAUCGAGCGAAUAAGCUGGAACGUGAAGCAUCGGUUCUUAGCGCUGGCAGCAAGAUGGAUGUUUCAAGCCUUGGGUCUCGGGCUUCUAAAAUCACAGCCCCAAGCAUUGAUGAUGGUGAAGAACGGGUUCUUCGCGAGGCCGGUCUUCUGGAGGUCAACAGCUCCCCCCAGGCAAGAAAGCGAGCCACAUCAGUUAAUGGCAUUGACUCCGAUAAAAAGCCCGACGAUUCACAAGAGGCCCAAGGUGAGCAAACCGGCCGGGUUCGCCGUAGCCUACACCGCACUCUUCGUGAAUCUCACCAUGGACACAAUGGACAUCACCUUCGAAACAAGAAGACUCGCGACUCUGUUUCUAGUGCAGCUCCAUCCGAAGAUGGAACCAAAGAAACGAAUGAAGGCGAGGGUCUGUCGCGAAAAUACCCGAGCUUCACUGUUCACGGCAAAAAGGCUUCUAUUGUGACUUUUGGGUCUGAAUGGCAAAACAUGCCGCCAGAGGAGCGACUGAAACUACGCAAGCCUACACCAUCGGAUGAGCCAAGGAUGUCCGACCCUAGCAUUGCCAGUAGUGGCGACUCGAUCACUUCUGAGCCUUUCAAUUUGAACGGACUGCGUCCGCACUCUGUACGAAGUGCGAGCACUGCGACGAGAAAGAGUUUCCGUAACCCCGAUGAGUCUGGAGAACCCAGAGAAGCGAUUCCCCUCUUUAAAGAAGAAGAUGAGAAGCGGUUCUCGGCUGCUCGAGCAGAGGACCAAAGCUCCAAGCAGUCGGACACAGAAUCAAUUUCACCCUCAACAACCCCACGAGCUCCCACGCACAAUGGGCGGCUCGCCGUACCUACUGAUGACGAACCAAUUACAGCCUCGACAUCGGCGGAUGAUGAUGUUGCCGAUGAAACACCAGCAGAGGACAAGAUGCAGCAAAGCCCGCCAGAGCAGGCUGUCAGCGCAUGA